Molecule: messenger RNA, 324 nt
Organism: Phytophthora sojae
Lineage: Eukaryota; Oomycota; Peronosporomycetes; Peronosporales; Peronosporaceae
Exons: 1
Source: RefSeq, a predicted model, not a curated record
UCAGCCGUGCACGACAUGUUGGAUUCGAAGCUCGCGGCGGCGCGAGCGAAGGGUCUGUCCGCGAAGGGGGUCAAGCGACUGCGGGAGAUCCUGCUGCGACGCCAGGAUAGUUUUCGUCUGGAGUUUGGGAGCGACCCGCCGGUGAAAGUGGCGCCGCUGCAAGUGCGCGUGAAGGUCAACGCGCAGCCCACGAAGGCACAGCCAAGGCGCUACUCACCGGACGACAGGGCGUUUCUUGACCGCCACACGGCCAAGUUGCUGGAGUUCGGGCUGGUGUUUCUGAACCAUCGCUCCCGUUGGGCGUCUGCGCCGCGGAUUGUCCGC